GCAGUUCUAUUUCCAUUAAGGUGAUAAUAAAUAUGAUUUCUGAUCCAGAUUGAAAUCCAAUUAAGUGACUUUGAUAACUCCCAUUACACAGUAAUGCGCCCCAAACAAGGCCAUCCAAAGUGUCGAGAGCAUCGGUGAUACGAAGCCCCAUUACCCAGCGACUCUGAGCCGAGGGGUUUCAUUUUCAAUUUCUCGUUCCAGAUCCGCCGAUAAGCCGGACAAAAUGGUUUAUUAAAAUAAUUAUCAUUCGCGCAAUAAAAUAAUACGAAUGCUCUGUGUGUAAUGAUUAUUUCCCAUCGAAAGGCCCCGCCGAUUUGGCAUAUAAAUCGGGUCCGAAAGUCGCGCGAAACUGUUUCAACUACCGGAUAGAGUAGAGUAGUCCGAAACCGAAUCAUGGAGUGAGCUAAUGGCGCUACUGUUCUGGCUCACCCUGCUCCACCUCGUCUGCUGGCCGGUAUCGGUAUCGGUAUCGGCUGAGAACGAAGCCAACAGCCGGAUCGUGGGCGGCGUUCCCGUCGAUAUAGGUAGUGUUCCAUAUCUGGUUAACCUACGGAUUUCGGGAAACUUUAUAUGUGGCGGGUCAUUGGUUACGCCCCGGCACGUGGUUACGGCAGCGCAUUGUGUCAAGGGAGUGGGAGCUUCCCGGGUCCUGGUCGUGGCCGGAGCUACGCGACUCACAGAGCCCGGGGUGAGAGUGGGCGUGGAAAAGGUGUACACCCCGAAAGCCUACAAUACCCGGACCCUGAACACAGACGUGGCCGUUCUGAAGCUCAAAACGCCCAUCAGUGGUCCGAAGAUAUCCACCAUUGAGCUGUGCAACACCACCUUCAAGGCCGGCGACCUGAUCAAGGUUUCCGGCUGGGGACAAAUCACCGAACGCAACAAGGCCGUCUCCCUGCAAGUGCGCAGCGUGGAGGUGGCCCUCAUCCCAAGAAAGUCAUGCCAGAACCAGUACAAGAUGCGAGGCACCAUCACCAGCACCAUGUUCUGCGCCUCGGUGCCAGGAGUAAAGGACUCCUGCGAGGGCGACUCUGGCGGACCGGCGGUCUACCAAAACCAGCUCUGCGGUAUCGUGUCAUGGGGCGUGGGCUGUGCCCGGAAAAACUCACCCGGUGUCUAUACGAAUGUCAAGACUGUUAGGAGCUUCAUCGAUAAGGCGUUGAAUAUGUAGACAAGUUAUGAAUCACAAAUACAGAUAGCCCUAUAAUGGACUUGCUACUCCA
Molecule: messenger RNA, 1223 nt
Organism: Drosophila bipectinata
Lineage: Eukaryota; Metazoa; Arthropoda; Insecta; Diptera; Drosophilidae
Product: seminase
Biological process (GO): proteolysis
Molecular function (GO): serine-type endopeptidase activity
Source: RefSeq, a predicted model, not a curated record